Elgaria multicarinata webbii is the source of this 4850-nucleotide messenger RNA. It is a transcript of the gene LARGE1, whose product is annotated as LARGE xylosyl- and glucuronyltransferase 1. NCBI's taxonomy places the organism in Eukaryota, Metazoa, Chordata, Lepidosauria, Squamata, Anguidae. Gene Ontology annotation, biological process: protein O-linked glycosylation via mannose. The record is from RefSeq and is a predicted model, not a curated record. The transcript is spliced from 15 exons. Gene Ontology annotation, cellular component: Golgi apparatus. Bases 1076 to 3346 code for a protein of 756 amino acids. Gene Ontology annotation, molecular function: xylosyltransferase activity; glucuronosyltransferase activity.
CAGCCAGCCAGCCAGCCAAAGCCACACUGGGGAAGAGCCUCGCUUAGCGCCGCCCGGAGCCCGCCUUCCCGUCUUCCUUCCUUCCCUGCCGGGAGGGGAGCAGCCUGGCUCCGGGGAGCGCAGAAGCCGGGUGCUGGAGCGGUGGCACUUGAGAGCCGGCGGCGGCGGAGCGCUGCUGAGGAGAAGCCCAGCCGGCGACCGGAGUGAGCGAGCGAGAGAGGGAGUGAAUGAAGGAGUGAAACGAAGGCAGCCCGAGCGCAGCGCGGCACCCAGCGGCCACCCAGGCCGGGCUGCUGCUGCUGCUGCUGCUGCUUCUGCGCUCUCGCCGCCACCGCCGCCUCCCCCCUCCUCUCGUUGCCUGCGACCUUCUUCGGGGGCUUUCCCCCGCCAGCCUCUCUAAACCGGGUCUGGGCCUCGCUUCCCCCCGCCCGGCGUGCCUGCAGGCCCCGGGGAGGCCGCAGCGGAGCUAGCGGGACGUGCCCCUGCCCUGUCCAGCCCGGGGUCCCAGCAGCAGCCGGCGGGGGCCUGUGCGCAGCGCAGGGCGCACAGCUGGCCACAGGGGGCUGCAUCCCCCCACCCCGGACAGCAUGGAGAAAGAAGGAACGGGCAGGCCCUGAAGAGGCAGCCGGGGAGGGGGACUCCUGAUUCCGCCCAGGUCCUCCCCCCCUUGCCUCCCUCCGUCCGCUGAUCUCGCGAAGAUCGGACCGGCCGGAGCUUCCUCAGUCUAGGAUCACCGAAGAGAUCCUCCACAAGCGCUGGAGUGUGCUGGAUCGGAGCCUUCCUUUCUGUUGCAGCUUUUGCCGCCACCGUCCCUAGCAAAUUCGAGCAAUAAAAGGACCGGGCGGGGGAGGUGGUGUUUCCAUCUACUCCGUGUGUGUGUGUAGUCCGGUGGAGCAGAUCAACCGGCCGGUUUUAGAAGAGGCUAGCCUAGUUGGGGGAACCCCCCUUGGUAAAGACUGAGCAUCUAUCCGCAGCAGCAGCAACAACAGAUAAGACAAUAAUAUGUGGGAGACUGUGGACUCCAUGCUUCCGACAUAGGACCAGGACCAGGUUGGGUGUCUCCACUUCUGAGAGAAUGCUGGGAAUCUGCAGAGGGCGACGGAAAUUCCUGGCUGCCUCUCUGACUCUGCUCUUUGUUCCUGCUAUAACUUGGAUUUAUCUGUUUGCUGGGAGCUUUGAAGAUGGAAAGCCAGUGUCUCUGUCUCCGAUUGAAUCCCAGCCCCACAGCCCUCGUUACGCAGCCACAAGUCAACGUGAAAGAGAAAGCCUGGAGGUACGCAUGCGGGAAGUGGAAGAGGAAAACCGGGCACUUCGGAAACAGCUUAGUCUGGUGCAGAGCCGGGGCCAGUCCCAUCACCGAGGCAAUCACUCAAAAACGUACUCCAUGGAGGAAGGGACUGGGGACAGCGAAAGCCUACGGGCUGGAAUCGUGGCAGGGAACAGCUCAGAGUGUGGACAGCAGCCAGCAGUGGAGAAGUGCGAGACAAUCCAUGUUGCCAUUGUCUGUGCUGGAUACAACGCAAGUCGGGACGUUGUCACUCUCGUCAAAUCAGUCUUGUUUCAUAGACGGAACCCUCUUCACUUUCACCUCAUUGCAGAUGCCAUUGCAAAACAGAUCCUGGCGACCCUCUUCCAGACAUGGAUGGUCCCUGCAGUGCGCAUAGACUUCUAUGAUGCUGAUGAGCUGAAGUCUGAAGUGUCCUGGAUACCCAACAAACACUAUUCUGGCAUAUAUGGGCUGAUGAAGCUGGUUCUGACAAAGACUCUCCCUGCCAACCUUGAACGAGUCAUUGUGCUUGACACAGACAUUACCUUUGCUACAGACAUUGCCGAGCUAUGGGCUGUCUUUCACAAGUUCAAAGGCCAGCAAGUUCUUGGUUUGGUAGAGAACCAGAGUGACUGGUACCUGGGAAACCUCUGGAAGAACCACCGACCCUGGCCAGCUCUUGGGAGGGGUUAUAAUACAGGGGUCAUUCUGCUACUUCUGGAUAAAUUGCGCAAGAUGAAAUGGGAGCAGAUGUGGAGGCUCACGGCUGAAAGGGAGCUAAUGAGCAUGCUCUCCACCUCAUUGGCUGACCAGGAUAUCUUCAAUGCAGUCAUCAAACAGAACCCCUUUCUUGUGUACCAGCUCCCCUGUUUCUGGAAUGUGCAGCUGUCAGACCACACCCGCUCUGAACAGUGCUACCGAGACGUGUCUGAUCUAAAGGUGAUCCACUGGAACUCCCCCAAAAAGCUGAGGGUAAAGAACAAGCAUGUUGAGUUUUUCCGCAACCUCUACCUGACUUUCCUAGAGUAUGAUGGGAACUUGCUAAGGCGGGAGCUCUUUGGAUGCCCCAGUGAAGCUGAUGUCAACAGUGAAAAUCUCCAGAAACAAUUGUCUGAGCUGGAUGAAGAUGACCUGUGUUAUGAGUUUCGACGGGAGCGUUUUACUGUCCACCGCACUCACCUGUAUUUUCUACACUAUGAGUAUGAGCCUGCCUCAGAUAACACAGAUGUAACGCUAGUGGCUCAGCUCUCAAUGGACAGACUCCAGAUGCUUGAAGCUAUCUGCAAACACUGGGAAGGGCCCAUCAGCUUGGCACUCUAUCUUUCUGAUGCAGAGGCCCAGCAGUUUCUACGCUAUGCCCAAGGCUCUGAGGUCCUCAUGAGCCGGCACAAUGUUGGAUACCACAUAGUGUACAAGGAGGGCCAGUUCUAUCCAGUGAACCUCCUGCGGAAUGUGGCUAUGAAACAUAUCAGCACACCGUACAUGUUCCUGUCAGAUAUUGACUUCUUGCCAAUGUAUGGACUCUACGAGUACCUCAGGAAAUCUGUUGUCCAGUUGGACUUAGCCAAUACAAAAAAGGCUCUCAUUGUACCUGCUUUUGAGACUCUUCGCUAUCGCCUCUCUUUCCCUAAAUCAAAAGCAGAGCUGUUGUCUAUGUUGGACAUGGGGACCCUCUUCACAUUCAGGUAUCAUGUCUGGACAAAAGGGCACGCACCAACAAACUUUGCCAAGUGGCGGACAGCCACAACACCCUAUCGGGUUGAAUGGGAAGCAGAUUUUGAGCCAUAUGUCGUGGUAAGGCGGGACUGCCCAGAGUAUGACCGAAGGUUUGUUGGAUUUGGCUGGAACAAAGUCGCCCACAUCAUGGAAUUGGAUGCACAGGAGUAUGAAUUCACAGUGCUGCCCAAUGCCUAUAUGAUCCACAUGCCGCAUGCUCCCAGCUUUGACAUCACCAAAUUCCGCUCCAACAAGCAAUACCGUAUCUGUCUCAAGACCCUCAAGGAAGAGUUCCAGCAGGAUAUGUCACGCCGUUAUGGCUUUGCAGCACUAAAAUAUCUCACGGCAGAGAACAACAGCUAGCACCGCCGGGACUGUUAUGGAAAACAGACUGAAAGGAGGAGCUGUUUCCUGCGUGCGGCCCCGAUCCUUUCGCCUGGAACUGAGAGACACCUUUGUUUUUUUGUUUUUUUAAACUACAUCAAGCCGUUCUAACAGUAGAGAUUUGGAACGGAACAUCUCCGGACUGUGCUCACAAGCUACCACUUGUCUGCCACCCGUAGGCCUUUGAUUUUAUUGCCCGCCAUGUGUGAAUAAAUGGGUGAGGGGGAAGCAGCUCCCACAUCCAUUGGCAGCACACGGGGUGGCAAGAACAGUGGGGGGGGGGGGAUGGAGAUUUGUUCUUAUAACUGCACAGCAAAAACAGAUCUUCUUUGGAAUAUAGGCUUUCGUGUUGCUAUUUAAUAAUUCCACAGGUGUUUUUUUUUAAUAUUGUAAAGGAAGAUCUUCAGGUCACUGCCCUGUGAAUUAAAAAGAAAAAGCCCUCUUUCUCCAAAAAGGAAUUUGCAUCUGUAAAACAGCUGUCAUCUACCCGUAGAAGAACAGUGUAGAGCAAAAUGAAUCAGAUUUCCCCUCUCAAAUGAAGGGGAGCUAUAUCUAACAUACGGGACUUGUGGUAUAUUAUAUACUGAAAUAUAUGCAGUAUUUCUGUGUAGGCAUUUCUGUGGCAUCGCUCGGCCAUUUCUUGAAUGCUGCAAAGAUGGGCUGACCUCCCAACUCCCCUCCGCUGCCACCUGCCCUGGCCAUAUCCCUUCUUUUAAACCCAAAUUGCACCCUUUUGCACUUCAUGUUCAUCCCCAGCUCUAGCCAAUCACCCCAGAAGAUCUGUGCUUUUGCUGUCCAAUGAAGGCACCUGUCAGCUUAAGCUCUGCUUCCACUUGAGAAGGUUUGUCCAGGCAUCUCUAGUGAAACAUGUGGCCAAAUUGGAUUUUAUUUUAUUUUUAAAUGGGGGGAAAGCCCAAUUAUUGGUACUGGUACACACAGGUCAUUUUGUUAUUGGGGGAAAUCACAGCCCAUUGGCUCUUCUGCUGCCUCUCCCUUUCACCUUUAGUUGUAAGUGGACUUUAUCAUGAAGCAAGGAGACAACUGGGCCUCCAUAGCUGCAGGAUGCUACAGACUUUUGAAAAACUACUUCAGUAAAGGAGUUUAUUAUAAUAAAAGGAAGAAAACUAAAAAGGAAUUAAUUCCCCAUUUGAGUUGGGGAUGGGGGAGAGAAGAGGAUGUUUGGGGAUUCUUGAUGGCGUUUGCUUGGACGUGAGCUCAUUCAAUUCACAACCGCUAUUACAUGACAAGUGUCGGCAAGAAGUGUGAACAAGUUAACACAUACACACACAGCACACACAAUCAGACACUGGACAUUUUAUUAUUUUCUUUAGUUCUUCAGUAUUAAUGUUGUGUUUACAUGGAUGGAGGAGAUGAGGUUUAAUGCACUACCCUUAUUUGGGGCUACUUGUAUUUGGUUGCAAUGUUAUUGAGAGAGCAGAAUUUGAAUAAAUGAGAAACAUGUCUCUCUUCCUUCCCCUAACAA